AUGGUGGACUCGCCCAGGGAGGGAAGACUGGCCAGGUCCCCGGACUUCAUCCAGCUGGUCGACAUGGCGUCUGAGUCCGUGGGAGGCAAGGUUUUAUUCGCAACAGAUGACUUCUUUGCUCCUGCGGAAAACCUUAUCAAGAGCGACAGCCCCAGCUUUAAGGAGCACGAGCGCACUGAGUUCGGGAGGUGGAUGGACGGAUGGGAGACCAGGAGGAGGAGGACCCCAGGUCAUGACUGGUGCAUCGUUAGGCUGGGCGUUCACGGCAUCAUCCGGGGCUUCGACGUGGACAUCUCCUUCUUCACGGGAGACUACGCUCCUCGUGCUUCGAUUCAAGCAGCAAACUUGGAAGAAGAGAACGAACCGGACAUUCCCGAGAGAGGAGCCAGGACGGGAGCCGCCGCCAGCCCCGAGGAGCUGGACGCCAUCGCUCAGCUGAAGUCCAACGAGUGGGACUGCCUGGUCCCCAUGACUGAGCUUAAACCAGGAAAGCCUGCUUCCGGCCACAAUUAUUUUCUCGUUAAUUCUCAGCAGAGAUGGACCCACAUAAGACUCAACAUUUUCCCAGAUGGCGGGGUCGCUCGUCUCCGUGUGUACGGUACUGGACAGAAGGACUGGAUAGCUACGGACGCCAAAGAGCCUUUGGACCUGGUGGCCUUGGCUUUCGGGGGCGCCUGCGUAGGGUUUAGCAACGCGCAUUUUGGGCACCCCAACAAAGUGAUAGGGGUCGGCCAGCCGAGGUCGGUGGCGGAUGGCUGGGAAACGGCCAGGAGGCUGGACAGGCCGCCGACGAUAGAGAGCGAUGAGAACGGCACUCUCCUCGUUUCGGGGUGCGAAUGGGCAGUUUUCCGCUUGGCACAUCCUGGAGUAAUAACGCAAAUAGAGAUUAAUACAGAGCACUUUAAAGGCAACUCCCCUGACAGCUGUAAGGUGGAUGGUUGUAUCCUGACGACCCAGGAGGAAGAAGACAUGAUCAAGCAAAAGUGGGACCUCCCGGGCCACAAGUGGAAGCCACUGCUUCCGGUCACGAAGCUGUCACCCAACAAGAGUCACGUGUUCGACAGCCUGACCCUGGAGCUGCAGGACGUGGUCACCCACGCCAGGCUCACCAUCAGCCCCGACGGGGGCCUCGGCCGCCUGCGUCUCAAGGGUUUCCCCAGCUCCAUCUGCCUCCUGCGGCCUCGGGAGAAGCCCGUGAUGAGGUUCUCGGUUAAGGCGGGGUUCAGAGCCAACCUGUGA
This is a messenger RNA of Pteropus alecto (black flying fox), 1239 nucleotides long. RefSeq names its product allantoicase (gene ALLC). Gene Ontology annotation, molecular function: allantoicase activity. The record is from RefSeq and is a predicted model, not a curated record. The transcript is spliced from 11 exons. Gene Ontology annotation, biological process: allantoin catabolic process. Lineage: Eukaryota; Metazoa; Chordata; Mammalia; Chiroptera; Pteropodidae. Bases 1 to 1239 code for a protein of 412 amino acids.